Stylonychia lemnae is the source of this 528-nucleotide messenger RNA. Lineage: Eukaryota; Ciliophora; Spirotrichea; Sporadotrichida; Oxytrichidae. The record is from the annotation of a GenBank genome assembly.
AUGCCAAGAGGAGGAGGAAGAAGCUCAGGAGGAGGAAGAUCAAGCAGCAGUGGAGGAUCCAGAGGAGGAUUCUUCGGAGGUGGAAGCCCAUCAAGAGGAGCAACUACAGCUCCAAGACCAGCACCACCCCAAGCUAGACCACCAGUCAUGUAAUAGUAAGCUCCAGCAGCAGGUGGUGGAAUGAUGUCCGGAAUCGGAGGUAUGGUAGUCACAGGUAUGGCUCUCGGUGCUGGUUCUGAGAUCGGUCACUAGGCCGUGAGAGGACUUAUGGGAUCUGGCUCUGGCAGCCACGGCUCAGGAUCCAAUGAGAACACAAGUCAACAACAAUAUCAAGAACCCCAACAGCAAGUUGCUUAUGGUCAAUAAGAUUAAAUGGUUCAACAACAGCAAUAAAACCCAUGCAUGUCCUUCAACAUGAAUUUCCUUACAUGCUUGAAGAGUUCCAGCAAUGAAAUCAGUCUUUGCCAAUUCCAAAUGGACCAACUCAUGCAAUGCGAGAAGGACAACAUGAGAUUCCACGGAGUAUGA